AGACACUGAAAAGAAAAAUCAGAGCAAAAAUCAGAAACACCAAAUCAUGGUUGCAGCAACGUUAACUUCACCGUCGUCCCAACUCCUAUGCUCAAGCUCCCGGUCUCUCUGUAACAUCUCUCCUCUCCAACAAUGUGUGUUGGGCUCCAAAACAGUCGUCUCGUGCCCUAACUUAACUUACAACAAGAGGAGGCAUGCGGCUGACGGGGUUAGGUGCAUGGCCGUGGCGGCGGAGACAACGGAGCCGAAGAAAAAGAGCGGGUACGAGAUUCAGACGCUGACGAGCUGGCUGCUGAUGCAAGAGCAGGCCGGGGUGAUCGAUGCCGAACUGACCAUCGUGCUCUCUAGCAUUUCGGUUGCGUGCAAGCAGAUUGCUUCUUUGGUGCAGAGGGCUAGCAUUUCCAACUUGACCGGGAUUCAAGGUGCGGUUAAUAUCCAAGGAGAGGACCAGAAGAAACUUGAUGUUGUCUCCAAUGAGGUUUUCUCAAAUUGCCUGAGAUCAAGCGGAAGGACAGGGAUUAUAGCAUCGGAGGAAGAGGAUGUGCCGGUGGCGGUGGAAGAGAGUUAUUCCGGCAACUACAUUGUGGUGUUUGACCCACUUGAUGGAUCAUCCAACAUUGAUGCUGCUGUCUCCACUGGAUCCAUCUUCGGAAUAUACAGCCCGAAUGAUGAAUGCUUUGCACACAUUGAAGAUGACUCAACCCUUGAUAGUGUGGAACAGAAAUGUGUAGUGAGCGUGUGCCAACCAGGAAGCAACCUACUUGCUGCUGGCUACUGCAUGUAUUCAAGCUCAGUGAUCUUUGUGCUCACAAUUGGGACUGGUGUUUUUGCAUUUUCGUUGGACCCCAUGUACGGAGAAUUCGUCUUGACUCAAGAAAACAUUCAGAUUCCGAAAGCCGGAAAAAUUUACUCAUUCAAUGAAGGGAACUAUCAGCUGUGGGAUGACAAGUUGAAGAAGUACAUUGAUGAUCUUAAGGACCCAGGUCCUAGUGGCAAGCCCUACUCUGCAAGGUACAUUGGCAGCUUGGUUGGUGACUUCCACCGGACGCUGCUCUAUGGCGGCAUCUAUGGUUACCCUAGAGACAAGAAGAGCAAGAAUGGGAAGCUGAGGCUGUUGUAUGAGUGUGCACCAAUGAGCUUUAUAGUGGAACAAGCAGGUGGGAAAGGGUCUGAUGGCAAUUCCAGAGUACUUGACAUUGAACCAACUGAGAUCCAUCAACGUGUUCCGCUUUACAUCGGAAGCAUGGAUGAGGUGGAGAAAUUGGAGAAGUACUUGGCAUGAUCAGAAUGUGACAACAAAGAUUUAAUUUUGUUUUGUGAGAUAAAGUUGUAUGAGAACUUUUUCUCAAGAAGAACAAUGAACUAAAGAGACUUGGACUUUA
Messenger RNA from Pyrus x bretschneideri (Chinese white pear), 1382 nucleotides. RefSeq names its product fructose-1,6-bisphosphatase, chloroplastic. The transcript is spliced from 4 exons. Gene Ontology annotation, biological process: fructose metabolic process; fructose 6-phosphate metabolic process; fructose 1,6-bisphosphate metabolic process. Lineage: Eukaryota; Viridiplantae; Streptophyta; Magnoliopsida; Rosales; Rosaceae. Gene Ontology annotation, cellular component: cytosol; cytoplasm. Gene Ontology annotation, molecular function: fructose 1,6-bisphosphate 1-phosphatase activity. The record is from RefSeq and is a predicted model, not a curated record. The coding region runs from base 47 to 1282 and encodes 411 amino acids.